AGCUGUUUUAAAACUACAGCUCCCAGCAUGUCCACUCAUCCUUUAUCUGUAGUUUUGCAUACACUCAAUAGAAAUCUCCUAUACUGGAUACCGGUAUGCUUUACGGCCGGUAUCCAGUAUGCUGUAAAAUCUAGACUAGUCUGUCUGGCUAAAAGACAGGCGACCCCUAGUGGCGGCUAUUUUGAGCUUGAAUUUCAGGUGAAAAUGUAAAAUUUUUUAAACAGGUGUAUAUUGUGAAAUGUCAUAUUAUAAUGAGUCCUGCAAUAUAUGAAAAGUUUUUAACCAUGACAGUGCCUCUUUCAGCAUACCCGGACAGCUGGGAGUUGUAGUUCUGCAACAACUGGAUGAACCCUGAUUGGGAAACAAUAUCAUGGACCGAACCACUACGAGCGGCCAUAUUGGUUUCACUGAUCAAACUUUUUCUUGUCCCUCCUCAGAAAACUGCACCCCGGAACAGUUCCACUGCAGCAAUGGCCAAUGCAUCAGGAAGCACCAACGUUGCGACCACAGCCGGGACUGCAGCGAUAACUCCGACGAGCUGGGCUGCUAUCCCACAGAGGAGCCGCCUCCGCCCUCCACCAACACAAUCGGCUCCAUCAUCGGCGUCAUCCUCACCGUCUUCUCAGUGGGCGGGGUGUACUUCGUCUGCCAGAGGGUGCUAUGCCCCCGUAUGAAGGGCGACGGCGAAACCAUGGCCAACGACUAUGUGGUGCACGGGCCGGCUUCUGUGCCCCUGGGAUACGUGCCGCACCCCAGCUCGCUGACCAGCUCUUUGCCAGGAAUGUCACGUGGGAAAUCUGUCAUAAGCUCCCUGAGCAUCAUGGGUGGAAGCAGCGGGCCGCCGUAUGACCGCGCUCACGUCACCGGAGCCUCGUCCAGCAGCUCGUCCAGCACCAAAGGAACUUACUUCCCACCGAUCCUGAAUCCGCCUCCUUCCCCAGCCACAGAGCGAUCACAUUACACCAUGGAGUUUGGUUAUUCCUCCAACAGUCCGUCCACACACCGGUCAUACAGUUACAGGCCGUACAGCUACCGCCACUUCGCUCCUCCCACCACGCCGUGCAGCACGGACGUGUGCGACAGCGAUUACACCCCGAGCCACCGCCUCACGUCAGCCGCCACUGCCAAAGGUUACACCAGCGACCUGAACUACGACUCCGAGCCGGUGCCGCCUCCUCCGACGCCGCGCAGCCAGUACCUGUCCGCCGAGGAGAGCUGUCCGCCAUCUCCGUAUACAGAGCGCAGCUACUCCCAUCAUCUCUACCCACCGCCACCCUCACCAUGUACGGACUCUUCGUGAGCCUCGCACCUGUAUAUACACAAUCCCUGUGGAAGAGCUGACCUCGCGCCACUUUACGCUUUUUUUUUUAUUUUAUUUUUUAUUUCAUGUACAGAUUUUAUUUGUAAGAGGAACGGCCCCCCCCCCCCCCCCCCCCAUCCCGCUACUUCUGAGGGGAUCGGGGGGAGGUAUUACGCCAUUGGACAGACUUUGUACAUAGAGAAAGAUAUUUAUAUAUUUUCUUAACUCGCCGUUAAAAAGCCGUAAAUGCAAAACGCGGCUCCUCGUCAGACGUCUAAGCUUUUUUUUUUUUUUUUUUGUAUAAAAGAUUUUCAUCCUCCCGUAUAUUGUACAAAUAUAUAAAUAUAUAGAAAUAUCUAUUUUUACAAAAACACACACAAUAUGCCUUAAACCGCGCGGCCGAGGAGGCGCAACGUGAUGAAAGGUGAGAAGAGGGGGAACUUUAAGGGUCUAUUCACACGUACAGUGUUCUGCGCAGGAUUUCAAGCAAAUCCUGCGCAUCAAAUCUACUGUACGUGUGAAUAGACCCGAAGACUGUGUUCACACACAAUUAAAAUAAAAACUUUUUUUUUUUUAUAACAUUUUUGCAGUAAAACUGUCCAUAGAACAAAUAAAAAAAAAGCCGGAAUUUAUUUAGUUUUUAUUUUUAUUUAUUUUUUUUUUCCUUUUAACGACUUUUUUUUAAACUUUUUCAACCUAUGCAGGUGUUAUCUUUGAGGGGAUUUUUUAUAUAUAUUUUAUUUUUUACGGCUGUAAAUCCUGACCUCAGUUAUUUUAUUUUUUUUUUAAACCUUUUUCAACCUUU
Hyla sarda is the source of this 2105-nucleotide messenger RNA. Its product is annotated as low-density lipoprotein receptor-related protein 6-like. Lineage: Eukaryota; Metazoa; Chordata; Amphibia; Anura; Hylidae. Gene Ontology annotation, molecular function: protein binding. The transcript is spliced from 5 exons. The record is from RefSeq and is a predicted model, not a curated record. Bases 371 to 1300 code for a protein of 309 amino acids.